Molecule: messenger RNA, 2412 nt
Organism: Hipposideros armiger (great roundleaf bat)
Lineage: Eukaryota; Metazoa; Chordata; Mammalia; Chiroptera; Hipposideridae
Gene: P2RX6
Product: purinergic receptor P2X 6
Exons: 12
Coding region: 117-1298 (393 amino acids)
Biological process (GO): response to ATP; calcium ion transmembrane transport
Cellular component (GO): cell junction; plasma membrane
Molecular function (GO): purinergic nucleotide receptor activity; ATP binding; extracellularly ATP-gated monoatomic cation channel activity
Source: RefSeq, a predicted model, not a curated record
UCCUUUAAUAGUUGCUGGCCUGACCCGGCUUGGGCUCCUGCUUUACCUCCUGUUCUACUGUGACUGCAGCUGCUGUGCUGACUCAUGUGUCCUGGCAGCCAGCAAGAGCUGGGAGCAUGGGCUUCCCAGGGGCCCUGUCACGCUGGGGUCUUCUGGAUUACAAAACUGAGAAGUAUGUGAUGACCAGGAACUGGCGGGUGGGCAUCCUGCAAAGGCUACUGCAGCUCGGGGUCGUGGUCUACGUAGUAGGGUGGGCCCUCCUCGUCAAGAAAGGCUACCAGGAGCAGGACCUGGAUCCACAGAUUUCUGUUAUCACCAAACUCAAAGGGGUUUCUGUGACCCAGAUCAAGGACCUGGGGAAUCGGCUGUGGGAUGUGGCUGACUUCGUGAAGCCGGCACAGGGAGAGAAUGUGUUCUUCUUGGUGACCAAUUUUCUGGUGACGCCAGAACAAGUUCAGGGCAGAUGCCCAGAGGACCCCUCCAUCCCACUGGCUAACUGCUGGGCCCACGAAGACUGUCCUGAAGGGGAGACGGGGACAUAUAGCCACGGCAUAAAAACGGGCCAGUGUGUGGUGUUCAACGGGACCCAUAAAACCUGUGAGAUCUGGGGCUGGUGCCCCGUGGAGAGCAGAACUGUGCCUGUGAAGCCCCUGCUGGUCCAGGCCAAGAACUUCACACUGUUCAUAAAAAACACCGUCACCUUCAGCAAGUUCAACUUCUCCAAGUCCAAUGCCUUAGAGACCUGGGACAACACCUAUUUCAAACGAUGCCGCUACGAUCCACUCUCCAGCCCCUUCUGCCCAGUGUUCCAAAUUGGGGACCUUGUGGCUGCAGCUGGAGGGGACUUUGAGGACCUGGCAUUGCUGGGCGGUUCUGUAGGCAUCGGUGUCCGCUGGGAUUGUGACCUGGAUGCUGGGGGCUCUGACUGCCGACCCCACUACUCCUUCCAGCUGCAGGAGAGGAGCUACAACUUCAGGACAGCCACUCAUUGGCUGGAGGACUCGGGUGUGGAGGCCCGGAGCUUGCUCAAGCUCUACGGGAUCCGCUUCGAUAUCCUAGUCACUGGACGGGUAGGGAAGUUUGGAAUCAUCCCCACAACCAUCACUCUGGCCACUGGAGCAGCUUGGCUGGGCGUGAUCACUUUCUUCUGUGACCUGCUGCUAUUGUAUGUGGAUGGAGAAUCCCAUUUCUACUGGAUGACCAAGUAUGAGGAGGCAAAGGCUCCGAAGGUGACCUCCGAACCUGAGCAGACGGAGCUGACCUCCACACCCCCACACCCAGCUGCGCAGGUGCCUUAGAGGAGCCCAGCACCUUCCCCCAUGGGCACUGCUGCUGCUAGGACCCAGACAUCGACGCCAAGGUGGCCCUGCCCAGGCUCUGUCCCCCACUCACUGGUCCAUUCCUGAGGCCUGUAACCAUUUCCUGCUGGCUGGGGGAUGGGAAGGGUAGAGGCCCCGCCUUGAGGACCUCAUGGAUGAAGCCCCUGCAGAACCAGGGCGGGGGCGGGGGUGGGGGUGAGAGAAGAAUUCUACCUUCAAUUCCUAGGCAGAUUGUCCCUAGCCUGACUCCAGCUUCGUUCGGCGCGGCCUGGGGAGCAACUGAAACCAGUUUUGUAUAGAGAGCUGCAAUGGUACAGAAGCCAUGCAGAAGGGAGCCCUGCGCGCCACAUGGCAGGACACUGGUCCAGUGGGGCUCCUGCUGUGUCUGUCUGCAGAACUCUCUCCCAGGCUGUCCCCAGUGCUCCCAGCAGUGGCCCGCUCACCAGCUGACAGCACUGGCCCUCACACUGACUCCAGCCUUGCCUGGCUUCUAGCCCUCCUCCCUCUGUAUUCAUCACAGGUCGAGCCCCCCCAACUUUGCUGUACUGGGGACAGUGCAGCCAGAGUCUACCAGCAAGGUAGAGGAGGCCCGACAAAAGGGGUUGUCUCAGCUGCUCUGAUGCUGGGUUGUGUAGGGCAGGUCCCACCCAGAUGUGGUCCUUGUCCAUGGAAUGGAGAGUGAGGUGGGCAGAUGAUCCAACCCACCAGGACGCCAGGCAAGGGCACAGGCACCUCUUGGGCCCACAUCUGCUCAGCGUAUGAGUAAUGACCCCUUCCCAGUGGCAGCCCUCAGCCUAUGGAGGGCUGAGAUGGGGAGGGGACGAUGGAGGGUCUGAGUUGGUAGUCAUUGGGAGCUUUGUGACCUUCUAUAUACCUCCUUGGAGACCACCCCCCGAACCUAACCCCUGGAACCUGUCCACUGGGCUUCCUGGGAGCCAGGGGAGUGGAGAGAAUAUACACCUUGAAUUUACUCUUGCCCAAUGUCAUGCCUAAAAACUUGUCUGGGUACCUGCAUGCUGGAGGCCUUGACCAUGACCCCAUGUGGAACCCAGUGGCUGAAGGAAUGUCCCCAACAAAGGACACUGAUGCCCCA